AUGGAUUUUCUCUCCGACCAACUAAAGAAGAAAUUCUCCGACAACAAACCGGAGAAUUCAGGAUCCGAUCCGAACCACAACAACAACAAACCCGGUCACACCGAUCCAACCCACAAACCAGUUUCCAGCGCCGAUCCAACCCAUAAACCAGCUUCCAGCGCCGAUCCAAAUGCACACAGGCCAGCUUCCAAUGCUGAGCUCAUGGCUAGCGCCAAGAUUGUAGCCGAAGCUGCUCAAGCCGCUGCUCGUAACGAAUCAGACAAACUCGACAAAGCUAAAGUCGCCGGAGCCGCCGCCGAUAUCCUCGACGCCGCUUCUAGAUACGGCAAGCUCGAUGAAAAGAGCGGUGUUGGUUCGUACCUCGAAAAGGCUGAAAACUAUCUCCACAAGUAUGAAACUUCACACUCCCAAAACUCCGGCGGUGUCUCCGGCGGAGGUACUCACGGCGGUGUAGCCGGCGGAGGUAGCCACGGAGGUGGAGCUGGAGAACCAGCGGCUAAGAAAGGGGAUGAUAAAUCCGGAGGUGGUAGCCAUGGAUUUGGAGACUAUGCUAAGAUGGCUCAAGGUUUCAUGAAGUGA
This is a messenger RNA of Microthlaspi erraticum, 579 nucleotides long. NCBI's taxonomy places the organism in Eukaryota, Viridiplantae, Streptophyta, Magnoliopsida, Brassicales, Brassicaceae. The record is from the annotation of a GenBank genome assembly.